AUCCUUGCAAAUGGGUUCCAGAAUGAAACAGUCCAAAACGAGGUUCCGGGUCCUGUUCCACGGAAAUUCCCUAAAGUUACAUUGAUCGGUUUCUUGCGCUUGAUGGUUGAAAUCGUUCAAAGGGGUCUUCCAGUAAAGAGCACGUGACUUUCACGAUUUUUCGGUCCUGUUCUUGUAAUUCAAUACAGAGCCAAAAUAUAAUGUGAGACAACUGACCGCUGCGCCUGUUGAAGAGUUGGGCUGUGUGCAUGUGGGGACUGGACAUUUGGACAUCAGACACUGACCACAAGGAAUACCUACAUUUUUUCUACGUCUUUCUGGGAAUGAAACAUUAGUUUAAUAUAAAAUGUGUGAAAUAAUAUUUAGUCGGAUUUUUCUUGGCUUUCCGUUACUUCUCUGGAUGGCAGGUGGGCCUACACAUGCCGCCUGUCCUAUUGAGCUCAACCCUCUCACAUUGGUGGUGAGAUAUGGAGACUCAGUCUCAGUCAACUGCAGCACAUCAUCCACAGACUAUGAGGGGAUGGGCUGGGAGGCCACAUUAGGAGGUACAGCUUUAGAAGAGGUCAACUAUGUCAUCUGGAAUGUGGAGAAUUUGACAGACUGGACAAUACAACCUGUAUGCUACCUCACACAAAAAGAUGGAGAGCAGUGUUUGAAAAGGUUCCCUGUCACUCUAUACAAGACUCCAGGCAGCGUCUCCGUCUAUCCUCAGAGCCACUCUGGUCCCAUGGUGGAGGGGACAGAGUACCAGCUGCAGUGUGACAUCCAGAAAGUCGCUCCUUUACGGAGCCUGGUUGUGAGGUGGUACAAAGGGAAUGAAACUGUAAAAACGGAAACAUUUCACAACUCCACGAGGAUCCCAGUGGAUGUGUUCUCCACACUUAACAUCACCCCCAGGAGAUAUGAGGAUGAAGUAAAGUACAGAUGUGAGGCAGAGCUGGACCUGGGACCGAAGGGACCACUAGCUUCUGUCCUCUCAUCACAGACUCUUCAUUUUGCUGUUUACUUCCCACCACAGAACAUUCUGGAGCUGAGGGACACAGAAGUUGAUGUUGGUUCCCCUAUUGGGCUGAAUUGCUCCUCAGAUGGGAACCCCCGGCCAGAGUACUCCUGGACUUAUCACCGGGCUCCCAACGUGAAAUUGAAGAACAAUGAUGGGGGGUCCCUACUGACCAUCGAGCAGGCCACAGGGGAGAACAUUGGGACUUACACAUGCCACGCCAGUAAUACCCUGGGAGAGGUCUUUAAAAUAGCCAGGGUCUCUGUCAGAGCAGCGGAGCCGGUAUGUCCUAUCAAACUGAUCCCUGAGAGUGUGGUGGUGAAAUAUGGAUCUCCAAUCUCAGUGUCGUGCAGAAACACAACCAGUGUUGAAGAGAUCUACUGGACCACAGGUCCAGAAGUUGUCAAUGACACUACCUGGAGUGUUUUGGAACUCCUAGACUGGGACAUAAGGCCUGGUUGUAAGGCAACCUUUCAGGGGAUUGGAAGAUGCAGUAAGCCUCUGCACAUCACAGUAUACAAGACUCCAGACAGCGUCUCCAUCUCUGUUCUGAGACACUCUGGUCCCAUGGUGGAAGGGACACAGUACCAGCUGCAGUGUGACAUCCAGAACAUCGCUCCUCUACAGAACCUGGUUGUGAAGUGGUACAAAGGGAAUGAACCCUUAGAUCAUGUAACUUACAGUACUGUCAGUAAGACACCAGUGGAUGUGUCAGCUACUCUGAUGAUCAGCCCCCGUAGAGAUGAUGAUGGAGCUCAGUAUAGAUGUAGAGCAGAACUGGACCUGGGACCAGAGGGACCACAACAUACAGUGACAUCAGAACCUCUCAGCAUUACUGUACACUAUAAGCCAUGCAUCAAUGCAUCUGGACUGCCAGUGAGGAUACCUGUGUUCAGGGGCUAUCCUGAGGAGUUAGUGUGUGAGGCUGAGGGUUACCCACAGCCCAGGAUAAAGUGGGUCUAUGACCCAGCGAAGCAUGUCCGUGAGGCGGGAGGCAACCUGACUGUCUUUGAGGCAGGGCUCUACAACUGCACCGCCACCAACAUUGUGGAGACGAGCUUCAUUGUGGUAGAGGUGGUUUUAAAUGAGGACUACCUGCCCCUCAUAGCGGGCUUCGUGGCCUUCAUGGUCGUGGUCAUCUCGGUCAUAUUCGUCGCCAUCUACUCCAUCUACUACAAGAACACCAAGAUGGGCCGCUACAGCCUGAAGAAGGCCAAGCUCAGCAGCACGCCCAGCGGCAACGUGGCGCAGAACGGCGGCCGGGACACUCCGCUCCCGAUGACUAAACUGUCUCAGCCAAACAUCAACUUUGAAGAGAACGAGCUUUAUUGGGAUGAGCCCCUCUUUCCCCUUGUCUGGUAUGUUCCAAGUCAACCAAGUUCUCAACACCUCCCCGAGCACUCUCGCGUCUACCCCAUGGUGCACGAGCUGGCACCCCCUCCGGCCUCCCUGCGCACCGCCCCUCCCAGCUUCAUGGGUAUCGGAGAGGGGGUGCGGGGAGUGGUGUCUCUGCAGGCCAACUCCCGACGGACAUCCUCGCGCAAACUGCAAUGGAAUAGGCGUUCACCCGCCGCUCUACCCUUGGGCGGGUGGUCGAAGACUGCCCGGAAACGGCAGGUGAACUCCUCAAACUGGUCCAACGCCACAGCUCCCUCUCUCCAUACGGCGAGGCACGAGACGAGGGCGGUCACCCUCUUAUGGCCCGAAGGAGCCGGGAGCCGGGUGGAUGAUUGCCAGGUACAAGUCCAGCUGCAAGAGGAACCCCUGGCAGUUCGCAGCCAGACUCCAGACAGCGUCUCCAUCUCUGUUCUGAAACACUCUGGUCCCAUGGUGGAGGGGACACAGUACCAGCUGCAGUGUGACAUCCAGAACAUCGCUCCUCUACAGAACCUGGUUGUGAAGUGGUACAAAGGGAAUGAACCCUUAGAUCAUGUAACUUACAGUACUGUCAGUAAGACACCAGUGGAUGUGUCAGCUACUCUGAUGAUCAGCCCCAGUAGAGAUGAUGAUGGAGCUCAGGCUUUUGUUAGUAAUCACAGUUCACUUUGGAGUUGCCAAGCAGGACCAAGUCGGAAUUCCACUCGCCUUUCAACUCCGAUCAUAGUGGACCUCAUCAAAGUCUGCAAAAAGAUGGAAAACUACUUUCUAAAAUGGAUCCUAAACUUUUGCAUGUUCUGCACCGUGUCAGGUGAAGGAUGCUCUCUGGAGCUGAAACCCUCCCGGGUGGUGGUGGGGUUUGGGGAGCCCGUUUCCGUCAGCUGUGAGGCCUCUCGCCCGGUGCGUGUCUUAGGCUGGGAGUCAGCCAUCGGGGCAGCACACACCCAACAAGACCGUGCUGUCCAAUGGAAGGUGGACAGUCUGAUCGACUGGAUCGAGGAGCCUAUCUGCUACGGAGUCUUCUUCACUGCACCCAGACAGUGUGAGGAGAAACUCAACCUCAUUCUUUACAAGACUCCAGACAGUGUCACUAUCAGCUCAGCGAACCACACUGGCCCCAUGUUGGAGGGGAAAGAGUACCAGCUGCUCUGUGAUGUCCAGAACAUUGCCCCUGUUCAAUACCUCACCCUGAGGUGGUACAGAGGGCAGACUGAAGUUUACAACCACUCUUUCUCUGAUCUGACCCCAGCCUCCCCUGUCCAAGUAUCCUCCAUCCUCCUGAUCACCCCAACCAAAGCUGAUAACGGAGCCCAGUACAAGUGCGUGGCUCAGCUGGACUUGGGACCAGAGGGACCACAACCGCCUCCUUCAGUGACAUCAGAGCCUCUCAACGUCUCUGUGCACUACCCCCCAUCCUUCCUCAGUCCUGAGGCUGAGACCCUGGACAUCGGUAUGGGGGAUGAAAUCACAUUAAACUGCACGGCUACAGGAAGCCCCAGUCCUGUGUACAGCUGGCAGUCUUCAGAUCCCAAAAAUAAGAUGGAGGACCUACCUCUUUUUACCUCUUCCUCCUUGCUUCCAGGGACCUACACCUGCAUUUCCUCUAAUAAGAUUGGCAAGAAGAGUAAGCAAUUCAUCAUCAAGACUAAGUCUUAAGGUGUGAGAAUGUCAUCAUUGUCAGCCAGACCAUCGCACAGAAAAAAAGGAAUCGCCUUACAUUCUUAAAGACUUUGGUCAUGUAAUAGUUUAUAGUAGCAUAUUGUGUUAUGAUUGAUUCUUGUUGUUGUUGUUAUUGCAACAUAACGUAUACUUUGAUGUGUUUAAAUAUAUAUGUAGGGUAUACAGUUCACUUUCAGUGUGGAGAACCCUAGAACGAGAGGUAGUGUGAAUAAUUAUAUCCAUUAAUAAGCUAUCCAUUAACUUUAUUUUGGAAAUCUACGUUGUUUAUGUUCUCUUUUUUACAUGCAUAAAAACACUAAUAAAAUGACAAAUGUAUAUUUA
Messenger RNA from Oncorhynchus gorbuscha (pink salmon), 4378 nucleotides. Its product is annotated as hemicentin-1-like. Gene Ontology annotation, molecular function: integrin binding. NCBI's taxonomy places the organism in Eukaryota, Metazoa, Chordata, Actinopteri, Salmoniformes, Salmonidae. The record is from RefSeq and is a predicted model, not a curated record. The transcript has 17 exons. Gene Ontology annotation, biological process: cell-cell adhesion. Gene Ontology annotation, cellular component: membrane. The coding region runs from base 347 to 4033 and encodes 1228 amino acids.